Dermacentor silvarum is the source of this 3357-nucleotide messenger RNA. RefSeq names its product INO80 complex subunit E-like. NCBI's taxonomy places the organism in Eukaryota, Metazoa, Arthropoda, Arachnida, Ixodida, Ixodidae. Gene Ontology annotation, cellular component: nucleus; Ino80 complex. The coding region runs from base 402 to 1310 and encodes 302 amino acids. The transcript is spliced from 2 exons. The record is from RefSeq and is a predicted model, not a curated record. Gene Ontology annotation, biological process: chromatin remodeling.
GACCCUACGACUUCGAACAAAAAACGAGACAGUGCGGACUUGUACAGGACUGGUACGGACAGUCUCUGUGAUAGUACCAAAUACCGACGUCUCUGUUGGGCUAGUUGGGCCCACCGCUUCGGUGCAGUGUCGCGCAUGCAUUCUCUUUGGUUGAAUUCGUAAUAACUGGUACGAGAACGUCGUGGAAAGCCUCGAAGCGCGCGAACGCUGAAGUACGUCAGAAGUGUGAAAGUUCAACGCUGUUGAGAGAAAAUGAAAGGUAUAUGCAACGUCUUUUUAUCUGAAAUCCACUCAUAGCGACAAGAUACAAGCUUUCAUUCACUUGGAAGCGCGGAAGAUCUUGAGCUGGACAUAGGAGCAAAUGCUUUGAAAACAUUGCUGACAAGCUGCAAUCCUUAAAAAUGCCCAUAUCUGAUGAAGCUUCGGUGCCAGUUGUGUCAUACCGUCAGAAGUAUCGGAACCUAAAGCGCAAGUUAAAGUUUCUUCUCUACGAGAACGAAUGUUUCCAGGAGGAGCUGCGGAAGGCGCAAAGAAAGCUGCUCAAAGUGACACGCGACAAAAGCUUUCUCCUCGACCAGAUUCUUCAGUACGAGUCAAUCGACUCCUCCUCGAGUGACUCGGAUGCGACUGUGUCUAGCGACAGCGACUCCGAGCUUCGUGUUGAACCGCCACCACCGCCUCCCGCAAUCAAGAAAAAGAAGCCGUCGGUGACCCCUGUUGAAAGCGGCAACGUCCACCAUAUUCCUGUGGCUAGCGUGUCAGCAGUAACAGUGCCCAAUGCUACUCCCUCUUGUUCCAUACCUAUAAAAACCGAAAUAACGCCGGGGCCGCUACCGGCAACCAACACUUCCGCUGCUUUGGGUGUUCUGCCAACGCUAGCAGCCAAGUCGGCUGUUUUGAUGCCCCCCGGUGCGUCUCUGAAUCUGACGGCUGAUAAGAAAAAGAAAGUAGCCAGGGCCUCCAAGCCUCCGCCAGCAACAGUGUCUGCGCCACCGCAGCCGACGUCGAAGCCGAUUUUGGUCUCAGGUGUUCCGAAAAGGAUAUUGGAAGCAACCGAUGCACUUUGUGUGAGUCGUCUGGACGGCCACAUGACUUCGGAGGAGGUGGAGAGGCACCUGGAAGCAAGGCAGACACUGCGCGAUCUACUUCCUGAGAAGGCUCCGCUCACAGUGCCUGCUGAGCUCUUCAGCAAUGAACCACCGGCAGACCUACUAGAUGGCGGGCCGCCCUUGCUGGCGCCCGGCUCCUCUGUCAUGGCCUCCACUGACGCUGAGGGGGAGGACGACGAACUCAUCACUGGAAUAGCAUAGUGAUUACAUGUAUCUGAAGUGGUUGGAAUCACCAUAUGUUUGACACACUGACACUGGACCUACGUAGUGCUAUGUAAGACCCUAACUCUUAGUCCGAAUUAUGCUGCAAUUCACUCUGUACAAAUGGUCUUUGCCCAGUCAGUGCUGUCGUCGUGACAUAUGGCAUCUUUUGAGGUCUUUGCUGUUGUCUCUUGAGGGCCUGACAUGUUUGAGCACGUUUAGCCGCCCACUUGUGUGAAGUAAAACAUUUGUUGUGCUUAAAAGGUUGAUUUAAACAAUAUUACUAUGUUUACCUUGUUGCGUCUAAAAGUGUUAAGCUAGCUCUGUGUUUCAGGGCACAAUUUACUGAGUUAAGGACCAGAAACAAUCCAAAGACUAAAGCCUGUGACAACCCAAAAAUUCAAGAAAUGCUCCUUUGUUAAAAGCAUGCUGUGCAAACUCCCUCUGCUUUCAUGUUCCAAAAGCUAGUUCUUUUACAGAUUGCUACAUAUGCACACAGAAGACGUCCGCCGGUGAAAUUCAGCUCACAGCAUAUACAUACAUAUACUAUAAUGCAAGAAACAUUAAAAAUUAAUUUUAAAAGGAAUUAUCUUGGCUUUACUUUUAAAGAGCUUUCUUUUUAUGCUCCCAAGUAUGCGAAUAACGAGGUGCAUGCUGCAGUUGAGAACAUGCACCACCAAAUCCGAAUUAAUCUUUGUCUAAUGAGUAUCGCGUGUACCUCAUGAACAAACGAUUCCAUUUCCUUAGGUUGAGGAGGUUCAUGCCACUGCAAUGGCUGAGCUAGGCAAAUAUUUGAACUUUGGUCUUGUGAAGAAAAGAACAAAAUUUAGUUGGCUUGCAAAUGUAUGCAUGCGCCCUUCGAAGUGAAUUUGCCACAACUUUUUAGGUUGUCACUACAGUAUUCUGCGCUACAUAUAACAGCAACCAUGCAAAACACGCUUUUUUUGGCAGAAGCAGUCUGCACCUGUUGCCACCAAUUGUUUGCAUAGUCCAUGUCGUUCUGUGAAGCAAGUGCACCAGCCUCAUUUUGCGUGAUCUUAAGCUUGCAAAGGAGCAUGUGCUAUAUUGGCAUAGUAAAAUAGCAGCUGAUGGUGGGGGUGAAGAAAACUGGGCAAGUUGGUGACUGCUUAUGGCGCAGAAUGAAGCAGUAUCCAGCAUGCAGCAAAGUGACACUGUAGACAAGCAGCAAAUUCUUAUAGGAAUAUCACAAAAUUAAACUGCCAUAAGUAGCUUCAAUAACAGAUAGCUAAUUUAUUAUUGUAUUGUAAAACUAAGAAAUUAUUGGAACAAAACUGAUGUGUAUCAGAAAGGAAAGCACACUGUUGGCACAUGUGCCAGUUGCAUAAAUCUGAUGGCAUUUAUUUUAAUGAUUUAGCUGGUCUCACUUGCUGCAUGAACACGCAAGGAACUGUGUGUGAGCUGAAUUUGUGACCAGUGACUGCUGUAAAAGACUUUUCCAGAAGUUGGGUUUAUAGUUUUAGUGGCCUGUACUGCAUUAAAAUGUUGCUAACAUUAGCAAAACAUGGUUCUCCAGCAGCUCUGCUCAAUGUUGCAGGGCCACCUAUAGCAGGUUGUUUGCAGACAGUGUGGGUCAACUUUUAUCCCAGUGUAAUGGUACCCUAACUCGUGCCCUUUGUGACCUGCACAUUUAACCAAGUAAGGGAAAGGCAUUGUGUUGCCUUGUUGAUGUGUCAUAUAUUGAAUGUAGUAUGGUAGGUAUAAUCAAACUUUUUCAACUUGCUUUUGUCUUAUGUAACACAAUAGAUUGUUCAUAAGUUUGAGGUAUGCCGGGUACUCUUUUUUUUUUUUUUUUGUUCAGAAAAUGCAUUUGAUUUAUGUAGAAGUUCAAGGAGCAAGUGUGCACAGUGGCAUGUGCUCGCCAUGGCAGCCUCUGGGAAAGAAAAUGUGUAUGAUGUAGUGGCCAUGGAGUUUGUUGGCACUUUUCUCAAUGGUUCGUUCAGACUAGUUGGCAGUUUUUGAUGAAUGUUUGGUUACUGCUGCUAUUGCAUUUUGAAGUUCACAAUAAAGCGGCUAGUUACACCGCUGA